GGCCCGGCGCCCCCUCAGCUGAGCGCGGGCCCCGCGGACCGGGGAAUGCGCCGGGAUCUGCGGUGGUUGCUGACAGCGAAGGACUUCCUCUCAAAGCUGUUUAAAUGAGAAUGUCCCUGGCUCAAAGAGUGCUGCUGACAUGGCUUUUUACGUUACUCUUCCUGAUCAUGCUGGUGCUGAAGUUGGAUGAGAAAGCACCAUGGAACUGGUUCCUCAUUUUUAUUCCGGUGUGGAUAUUUGAUACAAUUCUUCUGGUUAUGUUAAUUGUAAAAAUGGCUGGGCGGUGCAAGUCUGGCUUUGACCCUCGCAACGGCUCCCAGAACAUGAAGAAGAAAGUCUGGUACCUCAUUGCAAUGCUGCUGAAAUUGGCCUUCUGCCUCGCCCUGUGUGCGAAGCUGCAGCGAUUCACCACCAUGAAACUGGCCUACGUGUUCAUCCCGCUCUGGGCCUUGCUGAUUGGGGGCAUGGUUGAACUGGGAUAUAAUAUCUUCUAUGUACGAAGAGACUGAGCUAUGCCAGGUGGUUUCCAGUGCCAAGAUUGGCACCGAAUUACCAGAUUAUUGCCAUUUUGCCACAAAUUUGAUCUUCAAGCUAGAAAGGCAAAUGAGUCAAGCUGGAGACUUAAGCUAAAGCAGGCUGAAGAUCAAAGUAGACCCGUUUCAUUUUUUUUUAUUUUAAAACUCACAUAUGCUCUUGUAAAUAAAAGUAUUUGUUCAACAUAAGCUGUUCUAAUAUGAUUACUGUUAUUUGUUACAUGGAAUAAGAUAUAGGUUCUUCACGAGCAGGUAGAAGACC
Cinclus cinclus is the source of this 795-nucleotide messenger RNA. RefSeq names its product transmembrane protein 60 (gene TMEM60). The coding region runs from base 105 to 509 and encodes 134 amino acids. NCBI's taxonomy places the organism in Eukaryota, Metazoa, Chordata, Aves, Passeriformes, Cinclidae. The record is from RefSeq and is a predicted model, not a curated record. The transcript has 2 exons.